This is a messenger RNA of Sorex araneus (European shrew), 1362 nucleotides long. Its product is annotated as peroxisomal trans-2-enoyl-CoA reductase-like. Gene Ontology annotation, molecular function: trans-2-enoyl-CoA reductase (NADPH) activity. The coding region runs from base 53 to 961 and encodes 302 amino acids. Gene Ontology annotation, biological process: phytol metabolic process. The record is from RefSeq and is a predicted model, not a curated record. NCBI's taxonomy places the organism in Eukaryota, Metazoa, Chordata, Mammalia, Eulipotyphla, Soricidae. The transcript is spliced from 8 exons. Gene Ontology annotation, cellular component: peroxisome.
UCCACAGUAGCACUCCAAAGACCUGCACUUUGGACCAGGACUCUGCGUGGCGAUGAACUCUUUGGUUCACCUGAAGAGCUGCCUGGCAGCCGGCCUGCUGCAGAACAAAGUGGCCAUCGUCACCGGCGGGGGCACGGGCAUCGGAAAGGCCAUCGUGACCGAGCUCCUACACCUGGGAUGUAACGUGGUCAUCGCAUCCCGUAAAUUGGAGAGAUUAAAAUCUGCUUCAGUUGAAAUGAAGGCCAACCUACCUGCCAAUAGCCAGGUUCAAAUCACUCCUCUACAAUGCAACAUCCGUAAAGAAGAGGAGGUGAAUAGUUUGGUCAAAUCCACUUUAGAUAUUCAUGGUAGGAUUGAUUUCUUGGUGAACAAUGGAGGGGGCCAGUUCAUGGCUCUCGCAGAAGACAUCAGUUCCAAGGGAUGGAAUGCUGUGAUCGAAACCAACCUGACGGGCACCUUCUACAUGUGCAAAGCAGUUUACAAAUCCUGGAUGAAGGAGCAUGGAGGGUCAAUUGUCAACAUCAUUGCCCUGACUAAAAAUGGAUAUCCAGGAUUUCUACACAGUGGAGCUGCCAGAGAAGGUGUUUACAACCUCACCAAAACCUUAGCCAUUGAGUGGGCUAGCAGUGGAGUGAGAAUCAACUGUGUUGCCCCAGGGAUAGUUUAUUCCCAGACUGCUUUUAACAACUAUGGUCUUUUGUCAAAUAACCUAUUUGGAGACUUUGAGAAAAUCCCAGCUAAAAGAAUUGGAGUUCCUCAGGAGGUCUCUCCCUUGGUCUGCUUCCUGCUCUCGCCAGCAGCUUCCUUUGUUACUGGACAGUUGGUGACUGUGGACGGGGGCCAGUCCCUGUAUAGUCAGUCAUUUCAAGUACCAGAUCACGACAACUGGCCUGAGGGACCAGGGGACCUUUCAGCUGUGAAAAGGAUGAAGAAGGCUUUUAAAGAGAGGGCCAACCUCUAAGCCAAGAAGCAAAAGGGUGUUUCUGCAGGUGCCUCACCAGCUCGACAAUGAAUUUGAGUACUUUCUAGGGGUUAAUGAUUUGUAUGGGGAAAUCACUAUCACUUUGAUAACCACAUAUUGAUUAUAAUCAAGAUUUAUUUCUGUAAUAAAGUCCCAAUGGAUGUUUUUUCACUUGAGAUUGGAAAAAAAAUUGAUAGGAGUGAAAGUGAAUUUUACUAUGUAGUCAUACUUUUUAUUUCUAAGAUAUCUCAAAAGUCAAACAGUUGCAAAUUAAUAAUAGAGGUAGUUUCGCGUCCUCGAGGUUUAAGUUGUUAAUGAUACACGUAAGCAAGGAGUCUAUAGUUGACAACAUUUUCAUGCUUCAAAUCUGAAUUAUGCAAUGAUACUAUUUUUUUCAUGUC